This is a messenger RNA of Metarhizium robertsii ARSEF 23, 7653 nucleotides long. RefSeq names its product Protein kinase, catalytic domain protein. The coding region runs from base 1 to 7653 and encodes 2550 amino acids. NCBI's taxonomy places the organism in Eukaryota, Fungi, Ascomycota, Sordariomycetes, Hypocreales, Clavicipitaceae. Gene Ontology annotation, molecular function: protein binding; phosphorelay sensor kinase activity; ATP binding. The record is from RefSeq and is a predicted model, not a curated record. Gene Ontology annotation, biological process: phosphorelay signal transduction system; protein autophosphorylation. The transcript is spliced from 3 exons.
AUGGACGGCGCCGUUUUGGUGCCUGACGAUGUCCUCGACUCGCGGCCCCCGCCGCCGCCUCGACUAUUCGAGCGCCUUCGCCAAAUAGCUGGCUACACCUGGGACGAAACAAAGGAGCCCAUCCACUCGAGCUAUGAUUUCUGGCUCGUUUUCGGAACUCGAUUUGUAUCCUCGAAACCGUCGCCUCCGAGCUCAGGGCACAACGAAUCCAGCCUCGGAUCCAUCACGAAGCUACAAUCUGGCCGGCCGUCUCCCUCUGAACAUGGCAACCAUGUCCCGCCCUCGGAGACACAGAGCACCGAAACCCCCAAAACGCCGCUUCCGCACCGUCCGUCGACGCCCAUUUCGUCGCCGCCGUCAUCCGCCGAUGGCCCUCCUAUAGUUGAAGAGUCGGUUGUCGCCCGCGUGUCGUCGCACAAUCUCCGAGAAGAACGGGCUUUUCAAAUCGCCAAGAACGUUGCGGGGACGGCCGACCCCCUAGGCGAGCAUAUUGCCAAGCCCAUUGAUCUACUUCGACUGAAUCCCGGCCCUGGAGAUCGUAAUCACAUCACCGUCGCCAUCUAUCAGUACCCAGGUGCCAACUACUUGGGCAAAGUCCUAGACUUUGGACCUGCUUUCUAUCAGGCGCGAAAAGAAGGAGAUGCGUACGUCUCAUACCGCCCCGCAACGUCUAGUCAUCUACGACCGCCGAUAAACCUCGAAUACUUUUUGGAUUUCGCCAUCGGCGCUGUGCAGUGCUUGGAGAUUCUUCAUCAUGGGCAGGGCAUUAUUCACGGUGAGAUCCGGGGGGACGCGUUUCACUUCAACGCCGAGGAGAACAAGGUCAGGAUUGUGGCUUUUGGCACUGGGUUGAGGUCCUUUGAGCAUGGAUUAACCAGCACCGGCUGGUUGACGCUCUCCAAGGAGGUUGGCGUCAAGAACAAGCUCCUUUACAUUAGUCCUGAACAGACUGGCCGAAUGCCAGCGGAACCCGAUACCCGGACUGAUAUCUACUCGCUGGGCAUUUUAAUGUGGACUCUGCUAACACAACAGCCCGUGUAUACCGGGGACACCCCCAUGGACAUCGUCCAGGGCGUGCUCGGCCGAAGGGUGCCCAACGUGGCUACGGUGCGGAUGGACAUUCCGGAUGUCAUCGGGCGCAUUAUCCAAAAGUGCACGGCCAAGAAUGUCGCGGAUCGUUAUCACUCAGCAAGCGGGCUCCGCCACGACCUGGUCAAUGUUCAGCAGCUGCUUUCCGAUGGCGACUCGACGGCGCUCAAAGACUUGGAGAUUGGGACCAAGGACAUCUCGUCGUUCUUUAUACUCCCGACAAACAUGAUUGGUCGGAUUGCAGAGCAGAGCGAGCUCGUCAAAGUCAUUGACCGUGUUUCGCGCAAUCAUUCUCUCGGCAGCAACCGAAAUCGCUUCCCGGACGGAUCUGGCCUGGCCAAUGAACUGGUCGUCCUCGACGACGUCUCGAGCGAAGGGGGCGCAAGCUCUGUACGCUCUGUAGAGGGCACCAACCGAAGGAGCGGCUCUUUCAACCUGGGCGGUGGAUCGUCAGAAUAUAAAUUUCCCAGAAACAGCUUCCACCCGUCCAUCUUGUCUGACACGCAGACCCUAUCAAACGAGACUGUAUCCUCGAACCAAUCUGGGCCACAGCUCCGACCGACGAGACCGUGGGAGAGACAUCACUCAAUAUCAGUAGAAACAGCGAGCGCCGUGGAGAGCACUGGCGGUCCCGAGAGUGGCCGGAUGGGGGGCAUGACCGAGUCUAGCGGCUCGAGCCUGUCGCGACAGCUGGGCGCCGCCAAAUUUCGACGGCGUGGGCAGUGCGAGGUCGUCGCCAUUGAAGGAGCUGGGGGGCUUGGAAAGAGCUUCUUGGUGCAAAGUGUUCUCGGAGAAGCGAGGCGGCGCGGCUAUUGCGCCACCGCCAAGUUCGACACGGCCCGGAGGACGGCAUUUGGUCCCUUGCUGAAGCUGCUCUCGUCUUUAUUUAAGCAGGUUUGGGGCGAGACGAACACAGAGACACCUUUCCACCAGGUUCUCAAACAGUACGUGCGACCGGUCUGGCCAAUGCUGCAUAGAGUGCUCGGCCUGCCCGAGUUUCUCCUGGGGCCGCCCGAGUCGGCGAGCCCCAUGGUCGGACGCCCAUCGACGAACAACUCGCAGCAGGCCGGCCAGCGAAGUGGCGUCAAGUCUAGUAGCGGCAAACGGCGCGGGUCGUCGCCGGGAAGCUCGCCGAGCCCGCUGAGCCAGCACCAAGCUGCCAAUGCCGCCGCCACGGCGGGCUCCCAGAGCUCUCAGGACUAUCUUUGCGCGGGCACGUCGACAAAGACGACGCGCCUCAUGAAUACUUGCUUGGAUAUUCUUCGAGUCUUCACCACGCACAAAUUCAUCUGCUUUUGUCUCGAUGACCUCCAUUUCGCGGAUGACGAGUCUCUGGAGCUAAUAACCCAAAUCAUCGGCGCUAAGAUGAAGAUGUUGAUUAUCAUGACGUAUAGACCCGAGGAGCUCCCCAGGGAGAGGAUGGACAGGAUAAUAUACCCCGCCCAAGUAGAAGAGAACCACCGGAAUGGCCGACCCCGAGUCACGAGGAUCAGUCUCGAGCCGCUGAGCGAGGCCGAGAUACUCGACUAUGUUUCCGCCACCCUGUCCCGGCCAAAAGAGGAAAUUCUGUCGCUUGCCCUCGUUAUCCAGGCCAAAACCGCUGGCAAUCCGUUCUACAUGCGGGAGAUGCUCAGCGCCUGCCACCGGAAAAAGUGCAUCUGGUAUGACUAUCGCGACAGCAUAUGGCAUUUCGAUCUCGACAGGUUGUUUGCACAGUUCCAGGGUGAGAAGGACUACGACGUGCUAGACACCGGAUUCAUCACAAGAAGGCUGGACGAACUGCCAUCCGCGGCCAGGGCCGUCUUGUCGUGGGCUGCUCUGCUGGGCAACUCGUUUUCUUUCGAGAUUAUCAGUCGAUUGAUGAAGGGCGAGUUUGACUACGGGGACGACGACAUUCCAAACUGCUGCCCCAACCUGUCGAAACGCUCAUACACCGAGGCGGAGGCCAUUGCUGGUCUCCAAGCAGCCAUCCAAGCAUACAUCAUCGUGCCGAGCGAGACUGACGACCGCUUCCGUUUUGCGCAUGACAGGUACGUCAAUGCCUCGGCUGCACUGAAGGAGUGUAAUGCGCGUCGCAUGCAUUUUAUCAUUUCCCAGACCCUUCUAAAGUACUACGCCGUGGAGGCCAGACAACGAGAGAGCACCGCUUGUCACAUUUGCGAGGCCGCUUCCAUCAUCAAGAUGCGAGUCCCCGUGCGGCAGGAAUUCCGCAAGCUGCUGAUUGACUGCGCCCAAGCCGCCACCGAGAAUGGAGCCAGACCGACAGCCGCCAAGUACUAUGGCGCGGCAAUUCAGCUGCUGCAGGGCGACCCGUGGUCGGAUGAUGCCGAUGAUGUGUCCUACGAGGAGACGAUGCAGCUCUACCUGCGCGCCGCGGAAUGCCACUUGUUUAUGGGACAGCUUUCGCUGGCGAAUGACUUGCUCUCGACCCUCUUUGCCAAUGCAAAGUCGGCAAUGGACAAGGCCCCGGCAUACGUGUUGCAGUCGAGGAUAUUUGCCCAGAACGGCAACGCGCUCGCUGCCUUCAUCUCCCUGAAGGAGUGCCUGGCGGCCUUGGGCGUACCUCUCGAGGACGAGCCCACGUAUGAAAAGUGCGACAAGAAGUUCCACAAGCUGGCGAAACAGGUCCAGGAAAUGGACCGCCAGGCCCUCAUGAACCCAAAGAAGAACACGGCACCCGUGACGGCUUCCAUUGGAGCCGUGCUGUCGGAGACGGCCUCUGCCGCAUGGUGGAGCGACUGCCUGCAGUAUUACCACCUCACGCUCGUCAUGCUGGACAUGCACCUCACCCGUGGAGCCUUUCCCCAGUCCGGCAUGGCCUUCCUGCAGAUGGGAGUUGUUGGCCUGGCCCGCUUCAACAUGACGCAGUUUGCCGUCGACAUGGGCACAAUCUGCCAGGACCUGCUCUACUCUGCGCGAGACGCCUUUUCCAUGGCUCGCGGCCAGAUGCUGCAUUCGUGCUUCAUUGGCCAUGUACAGUACUCCAUGUCGCUGUCCACCUCCCAGAUGGACGAUGCCAUUGAGCUGGCGUCGGUUGGCGGAGACCGGCUCUCCACCAUUCUCAGCUACGGACUCUGCGCCGUGACCAAGUUUUUUGCCAGCGAGAACCUCUCCGACCUGGAGGCGUUUUGCCAGUAUGGCUGCGAGGACAUUGUCAACUGGUCGCUGGACACGCGCGGUGGCGCGCUCCUCGUCGCCGUCAGACAGCUCUCCCGCGCCCUGCAGGGCAAGACCUGCACCCACGAGCCGUUGAGGGUCAUGACUGACGACCAGCACGACUCGGUUGGAUACAAGAGCUGGCUCACGAGCCAGACGCAAGAGAGCAACCGCUCGUCCCUAUUCUACGAGAGUCUCGAGCUAUGCGCCUUGUUCCUGUAUGGCCACUACGAACGCGCCAUUGACAUUGGCCAGAAAUGCGUAGAGAAGCUUCCGAUGCUGUGGUCGGCGCGGAACAGCAGGCUGAUUCUGCUCUUUUACGGGCUGGCGCGAGCCGGCCAGCUGUUGAGGCUCAUGCAAGACCCUCGCUCGCAAACCGACGACUUCACCGCCCAGACGGAAGAGAUUGUCAACGAGCUCACCGGCUUUGUCAAGAUGAUGGAGGACUGGUCGGUCGUGUCCGACGUCAACUACCGAUCCUGGUCCAGGCUGUUGAAUGCUCAGGUCGCGGAGCUGUCCCAAGACCACGGCCAGGCCAUUCAACACUACGAGGAGGCGCUGGACCAUGCCGCCGAGCACGACUUCAUAUUCGAGGAGGCCCUCGGCAACUACGUCAUGGCUGGCUUCUUUAUCAGACGGCGAGCAAGACGGUCUGCCAGAGCCGCCCUCCAGGAUGCGGUGGGCCUGUAUCGACAAAUAGCCGCCGCCGGCGUCGCGUCUGCCAUUGAGGAGGAGCACAGCCUGUUACUCCAUGGGCCGACCCGGAAUCAUCGAACCGUCGAGGUUGGCAUCCAGACAGACUUUGUCGCGGAUCCGCCGCCCGCCCAGUACCGCCCCGUCGACGGGGUGGAUGGCGACGAGCUGACACAGGUUCCUUCCAACGCCAUGUCCGAGUUCAGGGGAGAACGUAUUGGUGCGUGGCGCGGAUCUAUGCGUAUGCCGACCGAGGACGGGGUCGGCCUCCCAGCCCUGGACAUGAUUGACCUGCACGCGAUCCUGGUGUCCUCGCAAGUUAUUUCGUCCGUGCUGCAGGUCAACGAGCUGCUCAAGACAAUGUGUGAUGUCAUCCUGCAAACCUGCGGCGGGUCUGCUACCCGCGCCGCCAUCAUCAUCCAAGACAAUGACACGGAAUCGUGGUGUGUGGCGGCAAGCGGAGAUCCUGAGAGGGGAGCGUCUGCCCACGAACCGGGCCUGCCGCUAUCCGGAUCAACACUCAUCGCCGAAAAUGUCGUCCUCUACUGUACCCGUUUCAGAGAGUCCGUCUUCAUCCCCGACCUUUUCGCGGACGAGCGGUUCGGCAAUGUAAAUGGAGGCUGGCUGCAGCGGUAUCCCGGGGGCAAGGCAAUCAUUUCCAUUCCCAUCCUGCACGGCACCAAGCCCCUCCUCGGCGUUUUGUACCUCGAAGGCGAGCCAGGGUCCUUUACGGAUCGCAACGUCACCGUCUUGCAGCUCUUGGUCAACCAAAUCGGCAUCAGUUACUCCAACGCCCUGUCAAUGAAGAGUGUCGAGAAGAUCUCGGCCGAGAACCGCGGGAUGGUGUCGGUUCAGAAGCGAGCCCUAGCCAAGGCCCUGGAGGCCGAGACCAAGGCAAAGCACGCAGAGGCAGAGGCCAAGCGGAACGUCAAGCUGGCGGAGGAAGCUGCCAAGGCAAAGGCCAUUUUCCUUGCCAACGUCUCGCAUGAGCUGCGGACGCCACUCAACGGUGUCAUUGGCAACUCGGAGCUGCUGCGGGACAGUGACCUCAACAGGGAGCAGCUCGAGAUGGCUGAUUCGAUCCGUGUUUCUGCAGAUUUGCUGCUGACAGUCAUCAAUGACAUCUUGGACUUUUCCAAGAUGGAGGCUGACAAGAUGAAACUGUACAUUAUUGCCUUUAACCCCGAGGAAAUGGUUCGCGAGGUUGUCCGAGCAGUGUCCUAUAGCAAUCGGGAGAAGACGUCAAAGAAGAACGUCAAGAUCAUCCAGGACAUCAACCUCCCGCCGAUGCUCAUCUACGGAGACCCCAUCCGACUCCAUCAAGUGCUGGGGAACCUCAUUGGAAACAGCCUGAAGUUUACAGAGGACGGCUCCGUCACCAUAGGGGCACGGCUGGACGCCGAAACCAAGGACAGCGCGACUCUCACGUUCUGGGUCCGAGAUACCGGCAUUGGCAUCCCUGCGCAGCAGCUUGCCAAGCUGUUCCAGCCCUUCAGCCAGGCAGAUGCCAGCACAGCGCGAAAGUACGGCGGAAGCGGUCUGGGACUGAGCAUCUGCAAAUCGCUGAUUGAGAUUAUGAUGAAGGGCAAGAUUCAGCUGGAGAGUGAAGAAAGCGAGGGCACAACCGCCUGGUUCACAGUUACUUUCGAAAAGGCCAAGGCGGACGUGUCUGCUGGAGACGCGCUCGGCAAGGCGUCGCCGCCCAUUGACAGGUACUCGCUCAUGACGUCGCCCUUUGACAGGGUGGCCUCGCCAAACCCAUUCAUGGACCUGUCUCAGGUCUCAAAGGAAGACGUCCGCAUCUGCGUGGCUGAAGACAACCCCAUCAAUCAAAAGAUUGCUAUCCAGUACGCACACCGACUCGGCUACCCCAACGUUGUCGCCUACGAAAACGGGCUCAAGGCCAUUGAGGGACUGCGGAAAAAGGCUGCGGAAGGGGAGCCGUACCACAUUGUGCUCAUGGACGUCCAAAUGCCCGUGUUGGACGGGUACGAGGCCACAAAACUCAUCAGGAAGGACUCCAUUGAGGCUGUACGCAAGGUUCUGGUGAUUGCCAUGACGGCAUCGGCAAUCCAGGGAGACAGGGAGAAGUGUUUGGCGGCCGGGAUGAAUGAUUACCUCGCCAAGCCGGUCCGUUCUGAAGUGUUGAAAAAGAAACUGGACGCCUAUGUCGACGUUUCGAAGGCUGGCGUUAUCGACACUGUACAAUCACCAAUCAGUCCCAUUUCUCCAACAACUCCAAACGACCUGGAGGCCAACGGCACAAGCUUGGCAUCGAUUGCUUCGAGUAACAAGGUGUUCAGGGAUACCAGAGCCACCAACAGCUCCAUCAUCGAUCCAAUGCAGGAAGAUGCCGUGUACAACAUGCCCCUGGACUCGACGAGCCUUCAAGCAGCCGAUAGCCCCGUGCUCAGCGCAAACAACAACGACCAAAGGACGCUGUCGAUGCAUUUGCCUGAGCUCACGCGCAAUUCUACCAACCACUCCGACAGCCAGCCUUCCACCGAGGCGAGCACUCCCGAGGCAGUGUCCACGGGGGAUCCAGUUGCUUUGCAGCCCAAGAGACAGCCGAGGAAAUUGACCAAGACUCGGGACAACAGCGAUGCGCAUUGGGAUGCCGAGGCAAAACCCGUCGAUAAGGACAGGGAGAAGCACAAGGGGGUGUUGACCAAGAAACAGCCUCUUGCGGACGACCCCAAUGGUGAUGCUUCUUGA